Prunus mume (Japanese apricot) is the source of this 1075-nucleotide messenger RNA. RefSeq lists its product as uncharacterized. NCBI's taxonomy places the organism in Eukaryota, Viridiplantae, Streptophyta, Magnoliopsida, Rosales, Rosaceae. The record is from RefSeq and is a predicted model, not a curated record.
CUGCUGAUCGAAUUAAUGAUCGCUCUCCCUCCCAACCUCUCCAUCUGGUUUUGAUCAUCUCUUCUUCCCUAUUCAUGUCUGUCCUCCUCUUCCUUGUUGUGCAUAUCCAUCUAUAGUUUCCUUCGGAUAUCCAUGGGUUGCGGCAUUUCCAAGUUGGGGGCUAACGCUCAUCAACAUCAUCAGCAUGACCACCUAACUACUUCUUCUGCUUGUGAAUCUAAUAAUUAUAAUAUUGGCAAGGAUCCAGAACGGGGCAUGCAUGACUAUGGCGAGGAGGAUGACAUGAUGAUGAAGGAGAAAGAGAGAUCAGGGCGGGUGGAGAAGGUGGUCAAAGAGGAGGGUAGAAUAAAGGAGGGGCACCCACAUGCACAUGCACAUGCACAUGCAGGCCUAGGGUUAGGGAAGGGAGGCCGCCAAUAUUCUGAUGAUGAUGGCUAUGAUGAACAAAUGCUCUCUAGCAGUGACAGGGAGGAUAGCUUCAUUCAUUGUCCACGAUCCCCCAGUUUUAGGGAUUAUUUCAUUGACUCUGAUCAAGACUCAUCAAGGCAUCAUACCCCUAACAAAUUCUUCUUUAGCGGUGAUGCUAAUGAUCAUGAGAUCAACAAAUCAGAGACAUGGGCGGAAUCUCAGAAUACCAACAAGCAACAGAGAAUAUCAGAAGCUGAUGAAUUAGUGAAAAAAGAGAGCAAAGGAUCGAGAUCAUCAGGAAUUAGGGGUGUGUUAGGCAAGCAAUCAAGACUAAGAUCCUACUUAAGCGUCUCCAAUUGGCACCACCACAACAGUCCAAUCUCAUCACCCUCUCAACAAAAUCCCUCAAAACUGGUUGCUGCUGAAAAUUAAUUAAUUACAGCAGCCUCAUGAGAGUAGAUCAUAUCGAUUAUAUAUAGGAUCUAUUGACACAAAACACAAAGAGGCUUUCUUUCCUUCAUUUGUUCAAUUUCCUCAUUUUUUCAAUCUCCCUUCCCUUUCCGUACAUCAUACAUGUAUAUGUAACAUGCAACAUAUAAUAUGUAAUAUGUACGUUUAACGUAUCUUUUCUCCCAUUUUUACCUCAAUUGAUCAUUAACAUGCCUUA